Tribolium madens (black flour beetle) is the source of this 1302-nucleotide messenger RNA. Its product is annotated as protein rolling stone-like. NCBI's taxonomy places the organism in Eukaryota, Metazoa, Arthropoda, Insecta, Coleoptera, Tenebrionidae. Gene Ontology annotation, cellular component: membrane. The coding region runs from base 288 to 1166 and encodes 292 amino acids. The record is from RefSeq and is a predicted model, not a curated record. The transcript is spliced from 5 exons.
GCGGUCCGGUCAAUUGCAGGUGGGCUGGUUAGGCCACUGUCUACAGCGCAGGCUGGUUUAGCCCUCACGUGGUCGUCGUUCGAAAUCGCACUAACGUCGAACAUGUCACCCGAUCGAGCCUGGUGUGGUGGUGUGUAGUGCUUCUUUUGGGGUCUACGAACUUGGAGAUCAUUUGCCACCACCUCGUGCAGGUCACGUCAACAAUCACCUCUCCGCGCUACUGACCAACUACCUGCCACUGGUUCCUACCUGAUAACAGGCGCGCUUUUCAAUUUUUGGUUAAGACAAUGAUAGAAACAUGGAAGAAAAACUGUUCUUUGAAACAGCUAUCGCUCGAACAUGACGAACCAAUCACAUUUGUUGUUUCACAAUGGCAAAAAGAGCAAAAACCUAGUGCUAUAUAUCUGGUCUAUCGCUGGAUUAUCGCUGUUUUCUUCUUCACGACUUUCGUAAUCUCCAUCUGCGAUUUGAAGCAUCCCGACGCCGACUCGUCGUUCAAAGCCAAAUGGUUGAUUUACUUGACAAAUUGGGGUUACACCACUUGCACCUUACAAUCUCUGAUAAGUGCUAUCAUCCUGUCAAUUUGUGUGUUGGCGCCUCGCUUGCGAAGCCGUCCCAACCUGCAAUCUUCAACCCUGAAAUUUUACAAGUUCUACUGGGUGUUGAACGUGAUUGCUACUGACAUCGCAUUUGGGAUAACUAUACUGUACUGGUCUUUAAUUUACGAUGAAAAAGUCAUGGACUUCGACGCGAUGAAUUUUUUUGUUCACGCUAAUAAUUCCGUGUUGAUGAUGAUAGAUCUGUUUGUUGUGGCGCAUCCGAUUCGGCUGCUUCACUGCUGCUACCCUGUCGUGUUUGGAAUAUGUUACGCAGUAUUUAGUGUCAUUUUUUACGCAGCGGGAGGCAUCAGCAGAGAGGGGCAAGUUUAUAUCUACAAUAUCCUAGACUGGCGAAAACCGGGAACUACGACAGUGAUUUGUCUCGCUGUCGUCGGGUUUAUUGUUAUUGUACAUAUUACUUGUUGGGGAUUACAUAAAUUCAGAAUUUGGAUGCAUUCAAAAUGGGUUCCGCAAACUGGAACCCAUCACUGUCAUAAAUUAAAUAAAGAAGAAAAAGACCAGAUGGGAGCUUAUGUUAAUGAAGGAAUUGCAAAUGACAUGGUCUAAGUCAUCUAGAUAUAAUGUUGCUCACAUAAUUUAAUUGAGAAUAUAGCACUGUAUUAGAUAUAUUACCUGAGAUAUAGUAUGCGUAAGAUGUUUUGUACGGAAUGUAAUAGUUGAAAAUAAAUUGAUUUAUUGCGAA